AUGAGGUGGUAUACGCGCCGUCGCUCUCGGACUGUCUGUCUAUCGCUGGUCGUUGCCUCCCUCUCUCUCCAUCUCCUCCUCACCGUACUAUCUCGCUCCGUCUACCAGAACCACUGUGAUGCCCCCUCCCCUCGUCAGACACACCUCAACACACUCCGAGCCCUGGUGGAUACCAACUAUACCUCCAGGAUGUUGGACAACUACGCCACCUAUGCCAAGACACCCCCGGACACCAGAAAAGUGAACUCUUCCCAUAUGGACAGCAAUGGCACUCAAGAAAUGUCCGAAAAGGACGCUGUCACAACCAAAAUGGCCGUCAAGGUAGGUCAUGGACAUAAGGAGGAAGGGCCUGUAGACUCACUCACCAUGACGGUAAGGGUAGGAAAAUUUGGCUCGAUGGGGAUUAAGCCUAUGGGAUCCGGGAUGUCGAAAUUAGAGGCUCUUUUUAGCCACCCGCUCUACAACAUGCCAACCCCGCCCAUCCCUGAAGAUGAUUGGCUGCUGAAGGUGAAGCCCAAAGGGAAGGCGGGCGAGAUGAGCACUCAGAUGUGCCCAUUGGAACAGGAGUGUGACAGCCACCCCCUGGCUGAGGUUCCAUCUCCUCCCGUGUGGCUGCAGAAGUCUGGAGGGACACAGCUCAAACUGGUGAUGUCAUUUCCUAACUACGGACAGGCCAUCCUCAAACCAAUGAAACAAGAGCGUGAUGAGGAGACCAACUUCAACCUCUACUACUUCUCUGACUUUGAGAGACACAACGCAGAGAUCGCUGCUUUUCACCUGGACAGGGUGUUGGGUUACAGGCGGAUCCCCCCAGCCAUUGGGAGGCUGGUUGACGUGGUAACAGAGAUCAAAGACAUCACCACUGACCACAAACUGGCCCGGACCUUCUUCACCUCUCCUGUGAAUAAUGUGUGUUUCUAUGGCCAGUGUUCCUACUACUGCAGUACGGAGCACGCUGUGUGUGGUCGACCCCAGAACCUUGAGGCCUCCCUGGCCAUGAUGCUGCCGGACACCUCCUUGGCUACCAGACGUAGCUGGAGGUCUCCCUGGAAACGCUCCUACAGCCGCAGCAAACUGGCAGUGUGGGAGAAAGACCCAGACUACUGUGACACAGUGAAGAAGACCCCACCAUACAACAAGGGAACCAGACUGGUGGACCUGAUAGACAUGACAAUACUAGACUUCCUCAUGGGUAAUAUGGACCGACACCACUAUGAGACGUUUGAGAAGUUUGGCAACAACACUUUCCUUCUGCACUUAGACAAUGGGAGGGCGUUUGGACGUCACUCUACAGAUGAACCCUCUAUCCUGACACCUCUGGAGCAGUGCUGCAGGAUCCGUCGCUCCACCCUCCUACAUCUCCGUCUCCUCUCCCUGCCCCAGUACCGUCUCAGUGAUGUCAUGAGGGAGUCCCUUUCCCAUGAUCCUCUAUUCUCCGUGGCCCCCCUCCUCUCAGAGCUGCACCUCUCUGCCCUGGACCGUCGCCUAGUGACCGUGCUCCAAACCGUGAGCCGUUGCCAGGAGCGACAACGUAGUCGCCAUGGAGAAGGCGACGAUGAUGUCAUCUAUGAUGAUGUCACUGAUUAUAAGACUUUGGUUAAACACGUGACACCUGCAGGGUAGUGUGGUCACGCCCCCUCGACAACAGCAUUUCAACCGUCUGAAGAAAUUAUGUCAUGGCGCAUCACCAUGGUGAUGAUGAUUUGUGUGUGACAUCAUUGCAUCAGCAAGUCACAAGAGUGACAUAAUUACAUUUAGAGUU
Molecule: messenger RNA, 1762 nt
Organism: Oncorhynchus gorbuscha (pink salmon)
Lineage: Eukaryota; Metazoa; Chordata; Actinopteri; Salmoniformes; Salmonidae
Product: extracellular serine/threonine protein kinase FAM20C-like
Exons: 10
Coding region: 1-1623 (540 amino acids)
Biological process (GO): protein phosphorylation
Cellular component (GO): Golgi apparatus
Molecular function (GO): phosphotransferase activity, alcohol group as acceptor
Source: RefSeq, a predicted model, not a curated record